Molecule: messenger RNA, 3040 nt
Organism: Paramisgurnus dabryanus
Lineage: Eukaryota; Metazoa; Chordata; Actinopteri; Cypriniformes; Cobitidae
Gene: gpr161b
Product: G protein-coupled receptor 161b
Biological process (GO): G protein-coupled receptor signaling pathway
Cellular component (GO): plasma membrane; recycling endosome
Molecular function (GO): G protein-coupled receptor activity
Source: RefSeq, a predicted model, not a curated record
CACACACACACACACACACACACACACACACACAUACCAUAGCCUACUCCCCAUGACAGACAUGUGUUGUCGGUAAGACCACCCUCGAUUGCUGGAGAGAGAUGGAGGGAAGUUUUCAAGACGGAGGUCCGACGCCAUUGUGACGUCACGGCUGCCCCUCUUUCUUUAUUCACCGCCGACCGCAGGAACCGCAACUGAAAAUCAAAUGAAAAUCAAUGGAGUAACUUUGAUACUUUAUAACUGUCUAACUUCGGCGUCGGAAAGCGUCUCCUGCCAUGCGACCGUGAAGAUCACAGCAUCCUGCAAGAGUUUGUCACCAUGUCUGUCCUGUUCUGGAUAUUCUGCACCCUCCAAUAAUGAACGGCACUAAGAAUGGGACAACGGUGGCCAACACCACUAUCGGUCUGUAUGACGGUGGAGCUGUGGUGCUGGAAUCUGUCUCUAUCAUCAUCAUAGCCAUACUGGCAUGUGUGGGAAACCUGGUUAUUGUGUUGACGCUGUAUAAGAAGCCCUACUUACUGACACCCAGCAACAAGUUUGUCUUCAGCCUGACUUUUUCCAAUCUGCUGUUGUCUUUACUAACGCUGCCCUUCGUAGUGGCCAGCUCGGUGCGCAGAGAUUGGAUCUUUGGGGUGGUUUGGUGUAACUUCACCGCACUGCUUCAUUUGCUUGUCAGCUCAUCUAGCAUGCUUACGCUGGGGGCCAUUGCUAUUGACAGGUACUAUGCUGUAUUGUAUCCCAUGAUCUACCCCAUGAAAAUCACAGGAAACCGAGCCGUCGUUGUCAUUGUUUACGUGUGGCUACACUCUCUGGUCGGAUGUCUGCCGCCGCUUUUCGGUUGGUCCGCGUUCGAGUUCGACCGCUUCAAGUGGACCUGUACGGCGGCUUGGCACAAAGAGAUCAGCUACACUGCUUUUUGGGUUACGUGGUGCUGCCUUCUACCGUUGGCGGCAAUGCUGGUCUGCUACGGCGUCAUUUUCCGUGUGGCCCGCAUCAAAGCUCGCAAGGUUUACUGUGGCACCGUAGUGGUGCAGCAGGAAGAGUCCGGUUCUCAGAAGAACGGUCGUAAGAACUCAAAUACCUCAACUUCGUCUAGCGGUAGCCGGAGGAGCCUGGUCUAUUCAGGGAGCCAAUGCAAGGCCUUCGUCACCAUCCUGGUGGUGCUGGGAACGUUUCUGACCACUUGGGGUCCGUAUGUGGUAGUGAUUAGUACUGAAGCACUGUGGGGUAAAGACAGUGUUUCUCCACAGAUGGAGACGUUGGUCUCUUGGCUGUCUUUUACAAGUGCUGUGUGUCAUCCACUUAUUUAUGGACUGUGGAACAAGACUGUACGAAAGGAGUUGCUGGGGAUGUGCUUCGGCGACCGCUAUUACAGAGAGUCUUUCGUUAUACGACACAGGAACUCUCGUCUGUUUAGCAUCUCGAAUCGUAUUACUGAUUUGGGGAUGUCUCCUCACCUGACGGCCAUGUUUGUGGGUGGUGGUCAGCUCAUGGGGCGUAGCAGCAGCACGGGAGACACGGGCUUCAGCUAUACACAGGACUCAGCUACAGACGUCAUGCUGUUGGAUGGCUACACCUCAGAAGCCUCCCACUCAACCCACUGCGCUGCCAGUAAGAGACGAAGUUCUGUCACAUUUGAAGACCAAGUGGAUCAAAUCCCUAAAGGUGAUCCCGCAACAGUCCAGGUGACAGCAGACAUUCACAAGUCUUUGGACAGCUUUGCAUCUUCUCUGGCCAAGGCUAUAGAGGAUGAUGCUAAGAUUCAACUAUUUGGGGAAUGGACUCAAAUUCCCACCAGUCUGUUUAGUGUCCGGAACACACAGAGAGGUCCACGUUACCUGGAUGGACAGAGACUUAGAAUGGAAAGCAUCGAUGAAGGAAUAGUUAAAGAUGAUGAUGAUGAAGAGGAGGAAGACGAACAACAGGAAAAAAUAGUUGAUAGUUCCAUAUAGUUUAUAGACUUAAAGAACCAGGUCAUUGAAUGAUCUGCAUCCCUGAAGGUACAUAAAGUCAUUAAAACGUCAAAGUGUUGACGUGUUUACAAAUAAUUUGUAUACAAUGUUUUUGAAUGAUUUACAUACAGGUUAAGAGCGUUUUAGCAGCUGCUAUUUUCAAUGGUGAGACCAAAGACCUACAGCGUGAUAGUAAAGUGGAUGUAGGCUGGUCAGGUACUAGGAGACAGUUUGUUUUUGUAAAAUGACAAAAGGUACUGUAAAAAUCAUGUAAUGUCUUCAUGUAUUAAGUAUCUCCUGUGUAUUAUGUUUACUUUUAUCUUAAUAGGAAACUGUAACCACUUUGUUUUAUGACCAUGUGGUAGUUACAUACUGACUGUAAGAAUAAUCUUAAUGAAAGAGGAUCCGUGAUAAAAGUGGCUCUUCUCCACUUUUUCAACUUGAGGUUUAUCGAUGUAUUCAAUUCUGUAAGGUCUCAUGAAGUAUAAAGAAAAGUUAAAAGGACACUCCACUUUUUUUGAAAAUAUGCUCAUUUUCCAGCUCCCCUAGAGUUAAACAUUUGAUUUUGGAAUCCAUUCAGCUGAUCUCCGGGUCUGGCGGUUCCACUUUUAGCAUAGCUUAGUGCAAUCCAUUGAAUCUGAUUAUACCAUUAGCAUCGCGUUAAAAAAUAACCAAAGAGUUUUGAUAUUUUUCCUAUUUAAAACUUGACUCUUCUGUAGUUACAUCGUGUACUAAGACCGACAGAAAAUUAAGAGUUAAAAAUUUCUAGGCCGAUAUGGCUAGGAACUAUAUUCUCAUUCUGGCGUAAUAAUCAAGGACUUUUCUGUCGUACCAUGGUUGCAGGAGGCGCAAUGAUAUUACGCAGCGCCUGACAGUUGUCCCCUUGGUAACUUUCAAUAGGAGGGGACUAUUUUUGGGCAGUGUGUAAAGUCCUUGAUUAUUACGCCAGAAGAUUUAAGUUUUAAAUAGGAAAAAUAUCAAAACUCUUUAGUUAUUUUUAGGUCUAAUCAGAUUCAAUUUAUUAUGCUAAGCUAUGCUAAAAGUGGUACCACCAGACCCGGAGAUCGGCUGAAUGGAUUCUAAAAAUC